Brenthis ino (lesser marbled fritillary) is the source of this 456-nucleotide messenger RNA. NCBI's taxonomy places the organism in Eukaryota, Metazoa, Arthropoda, Insecta, Lepidoptera, Nymphalidae. The record is from the annotation of a GenBank genome assembly.
AUGAAGUCUCUACAAUUUGUGUUUUUAGUUUUUGGAGUGUUAGCUGUGAGCUUAGGAUCCAUCAAGGCUAUAUCUGAAGAGGAGAGAAACAAAAUUCAUGCAGGAAUGCUACCACACGUGUUGGAAUGCAGCAAAGAGUUUGGCAUCACGGAAGAUGAAAUAAAAGAAGCUAAAGAAUCUGACAAGCUUGGUUCAGUCAACCCAUGCCUAAUGGGGUGUGUGUUUAAGAAAAUUAAUUUAAUAAACGACAAAGGAUUAUUUGACGCCGAUAAGGCUCAAGAGCUAACCCAGAAGUUCAUAGCCAGUGAGGAUGAUCAGCAGAAGACCACGGAUGUUAUUAAGACAUGCUUGUCAGUAAAUGAAAAAGAUGUAAGCGACGGUGAAAAAGGCUGUGACAGAGCUAAGCUUUUGUUUGACUGCUUACUUCCACUUCAAGCAGAGUUCGGCAAAACCCGC